CUUAAUGGAUUUCAUUUCAGUUAUAUUUGUAGUUAAAUGGAUUCUGUAGUGGAGUAGCUGUACGUUGGAGCUCAAUAUGAGCAAAUGCAUGAGUUGUAACAGGGCAUCGAAUAAAAAAUUCCAGAAAUUCUCUCUCUCUAAACCUAAUUUUCUCUGUAACUCCUUUCCUUUCUUCUAAUUCUUCUCACCUUUCCUCUAUUUCCUUGUUAAACAAUCACACCUUAAUUGAGCUUGAGCUUAAUGAGUUGAAGUCCAAACAUAAUGGAUCUAAAACUCUUCAAGGAUACUAGAGGAUACACUUGCGGCAGAUGCCGACGACGACUGUACCCAAAGACAAAAAAUGUUGCAGGCAUCCAAUGCCCAUCAUGCGAAAGAGUUACUUCUAGCAAUCCACGUCAAACAAAUGAACGAACCAGCAAUAAUAAGUUAGAUGGCAGAUUUUCUAGCACAGAAUUUUACGUUGUCGCAAAAAUCAAGGAGAAAUUUUUACGGAGGCAUCAUCGCGAAGACAGUGAUACAGAAAAACCCAAGCCAUUGAAUUGGAGUCCUUCCCCAUUGGAAUCAUCAUCAACUUCUCUAUCUUAUCCGAGACCGAGAAAGCGUGCGCUGCUUAUUGGAGUCACUUAUAAGAAAUCGAAGCACAAGCUUACGGGAACUGUUAAUGAUGUCAGGAAUAUAAGAAGUUUGUUGAUCGAAAGUUUCUGUUUCCAUCCACAGAGCAUCCUCAUUCUUACAGAAGAUGAGACAGAACCACAUCUAACUCCCACAAAGAAAAACAUCGAGAUAUCCUUAAAAUGGCUUGUACAGGAUUGCCAGUAUGGUGACUCACUGGUGUUUUUUUUCUCCGGCCAUGGCUCGCGACAACGGGAUUUUAAUUUUGAUGAACGUGAUGGGUUUGAUGAAACUAUUUGUCCCGUUGAUUUCUUGAAAGAAGGAAUAAUUCUUGAUAAUUAUAUUAAUUCCACCAUUGCUCAGCCGCUUCCUCCAGGCGUCAUUCUUCAUGCUAUUGUUGAUUCUUGUUAUAGCGGAACGAUCCUCGAUCUUGUUCAUGUUUACAACAGAGAAAAGCAAUGGGAAGAUAAUAGUCCUCCAAAUGGUACACGAAAACAUACAAAUGGUGGAUUUGCAAUUUCUAUCAGUGCUUGUGAAGAUAACCAAAUGGCUGCCGAUACCGGGGUUUUCACAGAAAAGGAAAGGAAUGGUGCUCUGACUUAUAUUCUAGUAGAAAUUGUGAAGAAACGACCAGGGGCCACAUACGGUGACCUACUUGACAUGAUUCAUGAAACCAUUGAUGCAGUCAAUAAUAGUGGAUCCCUUUUUUCAAAAAUCUUAAGAUCAAAGUCACACGAAAAGUUAUUACAGAAGCCUCAACUUUCAGCUUCAGAGCCAUUUGAUGUUAUGAGGAAACAUUUUAUUUUGUAAUCAUAAAAGUAUCACUUACCAUUGAGCGUGAUAGUCUAUUAGUUAACUUAGUGA
Molecule: messenger RNA, 1476 nt
Organism: Hevea brasiliensis (rubber tree)
Lineage: Eukaryota; Viridiplantae; Streptophyta; Magnoliopsida; Malpighiales; Euphorbiaceae
Product: metacaspase-1
Exons: 5
Coding region: 262-1422 (386 amino acids)
Biological process (GO): proteolysis
Molecular function (GO): cysteine-type endopeptidase activity
Source: RefSeq, a predicted model, not a curated record